CCGCCGUUAAUAUUUGUAGGCGCAGGGCUCUGUCGCACAGAUCUCUUGAAAAUAUUGCAAAAUAAAGUGAAAAAACAAGUUUAGUUUUUUAUAAAAUGUGAAUAAAUUACCCCGAAAAAGUGUUACAAUAAAAGAAAUUAACAAAUAAAAUUGAAAAAUUCUUGAAAUCUUAAUUGUUAAACGGAGAAAUAAAAUAACAGAAAAAAACAAAUAAUAACAAUUCACAUCAUACAUAUAUUAAGAAAAUAUAAAAGUAACUAAAUCAAACUGAACGUAAAGAAAAAACACAAAGCCAUUAUCACACAAUGGAAUCGAAUACGGAAGGAAAUCUGUUGGAGGUUAUGGACUUAGCGCGUACUCUGCGACAAGAACAGUUGUUUAUACAGCAAGAACAAACAACUUUUGCACAAUUAACCGAAGCUUUAGCCGAGAAUUCUGCAUCAAUAACAAAGUUGGCUUAUAUAUGUGCUCAACAAAGAAGGAAUCUAAAUGAUUUGAUUGUUUCACGGCCUGACUUGGGACCCUCUUUAUGCUGUCGACGUGCCAACAAUUAUGCAAAUGUUAAAUUUAUUGAUGCAAAAAAGGUGUUGGAUUAUGAGCAUGCCAUUGCAUAUGAGGAUCUCUUCAAUUAUCUCUAUAGAUCUCCUUAUGUAUUGGCCUUAUCACUAGCAACUGGUGAUAAUUUGGCCGAUGUAACACCGGCUCACAUGAAUUCCAUUAUACAAACCAUUAGUACAGGGCUAUUUGGAAAUGCCAUUAACACAAAAGAUGUUGAAAUGGUUUUAAAACUUUUAAGAGAACUAAUAGAAAUACAAAUUGUUGUUAGUGAUAAUCCUCGCAGAUUGUUAAGAGCAAAUACAUCGACAUUUGCACGUAUAUAUCAUCGUCUAAAUGAAUCUAUGUUUUCGGCAAAAAUAUUUUUAACAGCUGCUCUUUUUCAACCCAUAAUGAGUGUGUUAAGUGAAACGGAUACCAUGUUAGAUGUGGAUCCACAAAAGGUUGUGCAAAGUUUUACAACGAAAGAAAGAAUAAGAAGAUUUGGUGCCGAAACUUCAUCUUCGUACCAGGAGAAUAUUGAUAAAUUUCACAUCGAAACCAUUAAUCAAUUAUAUAAGUUAGCCAACAUAUUUAUAGAUAAUUUACUUUAUAAUUGGUCUUUGUUUCCGUCCACCUUGAGAUGGUUGGUGCAAACCAUGUGUCAUCAGUUAAAACAGGCUCAUCAAUUUUCCGAUAAAGUUAUAAAUGAAAUUGUUACUGAUAUGGUUUUUACGCAUUUUAUUUGUCCGGCCAUUGUAAGUCCCGAUGUUAUGGGUAUAAUUGAUGCUCCUAUUUCAGAGCAAGUACGUUUUAAUCUCAUACAAAUUGGUCAGAUAAUACAAAUGUUGGCUUUAGCAAAACAUGAUGAAAUAGAUGCGAAAUUUUCUGAGCUAUAUGCCAAAUUUGAAGCCAAUAAUGUUACCAAGUUAAUAGAUUUAUUGCUACUAACACAAUCUGGUGAGGAUGUGGUGGCCAUAUUAGCUCAACAAAGUGACUUUGAGAGGACACAUUUGUUGGUUACCCAAAGAGAAUUAAAUUAUUUCACUGAAUUCUAUAGAAUUUUAACUGCCACAGAUGAAUUUGAUAUUUCAGAGGAAGAAAAGGAAAAGUUGAGAAAGAUUUUAAAACAUUUACCAGAAAAUCCUACCGUCAAUGGUACUACCGCAGAGGGCAAUCCAAACACUUCCAAGAGUGAGAGUCCCGCCAAGGAGAAAUCUAAGCAAUCAUUGAAAAAUUUAAGCAAAUCCACUAAAAGUAAAAUCGCCAAAAGUAUGAGUUUUUCAAAUGCUAAUGGAAGUAAUCACAAUAGCGAUGAAGUAAAUGGUUUUGUCAAUGGUAACAUAGCAUUAAAUUUAAAUGGUUUGGAAAGUUCUUCAUCUCACAAUAGUUCACACCAUUCGUCACCAGUAAGAUCAUUAGCUGCAGAAGUAGAAAAUGAACCAGUUUUAGUAUUUAAUCUUUACAAUGGAGUAGAGCAAAAGCUACAACCUCUUUCGGAGGAAGAGGUUUUAAAAAUGAAUAGCAUUGGUCAGGAUAUAUCCAAUGGUGAUCUUGUAGAUGCUGAAAACUAUCAACAGGAAUCUACGGUAGACAAGUCCUCGGUGGUUAAUGGUUUUGAUGGUAUUGAUGGCAUGUCCGAUAUUUUGAGGCCCAUGCAUAAUAAAACUACCAGGUUUUCAUUAUCCCAUGAUGAUGCUUCUAUUGGUAAUUCUGACAAUUUAGAAGCUGUUAGUGAAGUGCCCUCAAAUCAUUCAGUAACAAGUUCUUUAGAGUUGGAAGAAAAUGCCGAAAAUGACAAUUUGUCGGAUAUGGUAUCGGCCAAUGUUUCGGGCAGAGGUACGCCAAAUAUCAGCGGUAGGGAUACUCCAUCCUCGCAGGUGACUGAUGGCGAAUCUAUUAACAAUGCUUUACCAACUCCGCAAAUGCAAAAGCUAAUUUCUAAAGCUCGUUCUGAUAUCCAGGAUAAGUUUUGUAAAUUUGAAAUUAAAAAGUUUGAAGGUGAUGAAACGGUUUCGAUCAUUUCGGACACUUGGUCCACCGAUGUUUUGGCCAGUGAUUCUGAAACUAUUGAUACAACAGAACGCGAACGUGAAAGAAAUUUUUCCACCCCGCUGAUACCAGCUGCAGUAGUAUUGCCGGGUGACAAUAACUUUGAUGUGCUCUCAGGAGCCGGGGGCAUGAGAACCGGAUAUUUAGAUGCUACUGAUCAGAGAUCAGAAUCUAAUUGGAGUACUGAUGUCUUAGCCUCAGAUUCGGAGAAACUAAAUGAAGUUGAUACAGAUGACAAUGUGAGUAUUACAGCCAGAUCUGAUAUACUAGAUUCAGGCACUGUUUCGGAAAGGGAAAGAAAUCAAUUGGCAGCAGCUAUAUCGGCACCUACAAAUCGUCAACAAAGAUCAUCAUCGAAUAAUGCUCAUUACUCAGCAGCUCGCAAUAUUCGUAGUUUUAGAUCUCCAUCAUCUAAUGCUCAAGGAGUUCAUAAACUACCCGUAGCUAAAGCACCCUCCUCUGGUAGUGUUGAUGAUGUUCAUGGUAGUGGCGGUAGCAGUGGUGGUAAUGCUAGCGAUCGUUCACAAGAGGAUUCUGCAUUUUAUGAUGCCAUCAAUUCAUAUGAUGACAAUUCUGCUUCAGUUACAAAUAACAACCAUUAUCAUCAUCACUACCGAGAUGGUUCUUCAUUAGCUAGAAGUUCGGUAAGAACUAGCAAUCAAUUGGAAAACACAUUUCAACAGAACUACAAAUCUAUAACGAGUGAAAAAGAGAAGUACAAUUUUCUACAAGCCGGCGCUUCGUCCUCCUCAUCGCAUCGUAUGCGGAGGCAAGCGUCUGCUGAGAGCAGUAUUUCAAAUCAAAGUGUAAAUCUAGAAGAACAAGGAGCUAUGGCGAAAGUGCCCUCUCCUUUUGCAGCUAACCGCAAAAGCCGUCAUCAAAGUAAUGUCAGCAAUGAGUCCAAGGAUCUUAUAGAUUUUUCUGAUUUUUGUGACGACAAAGACUUGACACCACCUUCUAUAGCACCUCCUGAGCCACCAGUACUCGAUAUAUUCCAAGAUGACUUAGUAGAACGAAGAGAUAGAUCUACUUUACAAAGAAAUUCCGGAGGCGAUGGUCGUCGUAAUGGCAUUAUGGCUUUAAAGGGAGGACCAGAAAGUUCUGAAACUGGUUCCAAUUUGACACCUUCACUAAGAAGACAUCAAUCUUUGAAUUAUGAAAAUCAUGAAAUAAUGUUGAACUCUGUACCCAAAAGAAUCUCGGCAUUGCCAAAUAUUUCCCCCCAGACAGAUGACGACAAGAGGGAACACCAACAACAAGAACAGGAAAUACUGCUUUUAACCAAUAGAACUUCUGAUUUAAAUCUAAAUGAUUCAACAGAAAAUAAUGAAAAUAAUGGUAGUGGUGACCCAGCGCGCAGCACACCCACCAAUCAAAACUCCUCUUCAUCAGGUAUAAUGGUUUGCUCUUCUACAGCUGCCACUUCCAGCAAUCAAAAACCCACAAAAUCUACGGGAGCCAUACCAAAAAGUAUAAGCUUUGAUGCCUCCGCUGAUAAAGCUCAUGGUCCAUCCACAUCUUCAUCUGCUAGACAAAAUAGAAAUUCAUCGCGUUUUCUGCAAGAUCCCUUACGUGCCAAUGGUCCAACCACCUCAAAUAAUUUAACAACUAAUUCUGGUAUAUUUAAUAAACUAAAACAGGGAAUAUUCAAACAUCGACGUGGACACAAGUCUAGACAUAGUACGGCUACCAACUGUGAUGAUAUCUCACAAAGUUCUCGCAGUGUUUCAUUUUCCACCAACAACUCUGAGGUUUCAUUAGAUAUAAUAAGUGCCAAUAUACCAAGUUGCUCAACAGCAACAGCUCAAGAACGUAGUACUGGUUACUACGACAUUAGUGAAGAUAUUUUGGCUAAAUAUCGUCGCAAAGUCAGUACAUCAAGUGAAGCGACAAAUUCUUCCACAGGUAAUGGUGGUGGGGCUGUUGGUGGCUUGUCGGCGGCUGGUGCAGCGAAAGAUUUAAAUGGCCCUCAAAAUGGAAACCAGCAUACUUCCAUCCAUGACAAAAUGUUGGCUUUUAAUAUCAUCAAGAAAAAGAUACGCACUGUAUUGUCCAAGACUGAUUUGCAUUCGGGAGAUUUUCGUCAUACAACUCAUACCAAUACUUCUCCCCUUUUAACAUAUCUACAAAUACAAUUGGCUCAGGCUAUAAAUUUGCAAAAUUUCCAACAAAUAUCUUAUGUCUCCGAAGCUAUACGUUGCAUAUCUCAACUGGAAAUUAACCAGCAUACACAGCUUAUGGAAGAACUUCAGAAUGACAUACAAAAAAGACAAAGUUAUUUACAGUAUUUAAUGCGUUAUCGCCAAAAUCUCCUCAUGAUUAUGGAAAAUAUUGAACAGUACGAAUCUCGUUUGAGAAGUGAAAGUUCAACAUGCAAUCGUUACCUAAUGGCUGUCUGUAUGCGUUUGUUUUUUGAAAAAAGACAAGAUAAAAUUGCAGCAUUCCAAGAGGAUUUUGCACGUCUGACCGUGUCAGAUGAUAAAAUCGAUUUGAUUGAAGAGUUCAUAGAAAGCCUAAUGGAGGAAUUAUUAUCGGUGGGAGGUAUUUUAAAUGGUAUGCCCGAAUGGCAGGCGGUGGAAGCACGUAUGUCUUUGGAGAGAAUAUUGCUGCAGAGUAUGUAUCAACAGGUUAUGUUUCCCAAUGAGGAUGCUGAUUUAUCAAGAGAUACAGUUUUAUCUGAACAUAUACGUAAACUACAAAAUGUUAUUACACCAUCCCAUCCAGCUCUAUGUAUACCUCAAAUAUAUCUUUCUGAGGCUCCCUGGAGUUUUGCUCAACAAGAGUUAACUUUUAUUUCUGCCUAUAAAACGCCUCGCGAAAAGUUACAGUGUGUUAUAAGAUGUAUUUCCAGUAUAAUGAGUUUAUUACACAUGUCCAGUGGCCGAGCACCAGCUGCGGAUGAUAUUUUGCCCGUUCUUAUUUAUGUUGUUAUAAUGGCUAAUCCUCCUUAUUUACUAUCCACUGUUGAGUAUAUAACAUGUUUUAUUGGUGAAAAACUUGAUGGUGAAGAACAAUUCCAUUGGACCUUAUUUGGUUCCGUUGUAAAAUUCAUAAAGACCAUGGAUUAUUUAGAUCAAUAAAUUUGUUAUUUUUCAAGUAAUGCCUCCAAAUUUUUUCAACAGUGUUUUAUAUAUUUUUUAUUUUAUAUUGUUUAUAAAGUUUAAAUGGUUUAUUAUUUAUAUUAUUCUUGAACCCUAAAUAACAAAAAUUGGUUGUUAAAUGUUUGUCUAAUUGCAUAAGUUUCUUUGUAUAGUAUUUUGUCAAAAAUUGUUUUUUAUUUGUUUUGUAAGUUCAAAAUUAUUUAUUUAUUCUAAGCCCGCUUUUUUGCUAACUACUCCUUUAAGCAAUAGUUUAUGCAAUAUUUAUAUAUUUGUUUUAAUAAAUUUAAACUUAAUCCCCUAUUGUGUGUUAAAACAAUUAAAAGAAAACCUUAAAUACCUUCUUCCUUAUUAAUGUUUUCAAACAUAUAUAAUAUACCUAUUUAUUUACUAUGUUCUAUACGUUAUAUAUAAUCACAAGAAAAACCAUAAUAUUAUUACUUUAUUUGUAAUUUAUAUUGAUUAAUAUCAAAUAUUUUUCGAUAUUUAUUAUGAGAAAACGAUGUUCAGUGGAGAAAACAAACAAUGCGAAUACAUAAAUAUAUAUUCUUUACAUAUACCCACACACACACAUAAUAUUAAACAAUCUUUAAUAUAAUUAAAAAAAUAUUACAUUUAAUAUUAAUUUAUUUGCUUACCUACCGUACUCGUAUAUUAAUAAAGAAAAAUAUUUGAAAUAAAAACAAUAUUGUGUGCAAAAAUUUAAUUGUAAUAAAAUACAUAGUUUCGU
Molecule: messenger RNA, 6414 nt
Organism: Lucilia sericata (common green bottle fly)
Lineage: Eukaryota; Metazoa; Arthropoda; Insecta; Diptera; Calliphoridae
Gene: Gapvd1
Product: receptor-mediated endocytosis protein 6 homolog
Exons: 10
Coding region: 306-5666 (1786 amino acids)
Biological process (GO): regulation of GTPase activity; vesicle-mediated transport
Cellular component (GO): cytosol; endocytic vesicle
Molecular function (GO): guanyl-nucleotide exchange factor activity; small GTPase binding
Source: RefSeq, a predicted model, not a curated record